Zootermopsis nevadensis is the source of this 3853-nucleotide messenger RNA. RefSeq names its product Syntrophin-like 2 (gene Syn2). The record is from RefSeq and is a predicted model, not a curated record. Gene Ontology annotation, molecular function: protein binding; structural molecule activity. Gene Ontology annotation, cellular component: intracellular anatomical structure; dystrophin-associated glycoprotein complex. Lineage: Eukaryota; Metazoa; Arthropoda; Insecta; Blattodea; Termopsidae.
UCGACCCUGUUGUCAGUGAUUAAUGUGAUAAGAACGAAGCGUGGUUCUGUGUCUCGCUUGUGAAUGUGACAAAGAAACGUGUCUUGUGCUAUACACGUGUUCAUUUUUAGUUAGAAAUAAAUACAGAGGAAUAAGAAAGUUAACACUGGAAGGAAGUUCGAAGGGAACAAGUUUACGAAGAGUGUAGUGAUGCACGUGUCAGUAUACGUAACCCAAGACAGUCACGUGUCGCUAGAAUACUGAGUACAGUUGCACGUUCAAGUGCAUGGAAAGAAAACCAAAUUAUUUAGAUUGUGCAAAGAGUUUUGGCAGUGGAAAGUGUAAACAAAGUUAAAUACAAGUACAUAAUUAUUGGUUUAGGAAUAAUAUUCAGUUUCAUAAUGUAAAUACUGUGAUUCAUUGGCUGGACAUUUUGUGAACUUUCAAGGCCGGGUACUGAAAGACAAGUUGUAAGGGCUAGAAUGUAAAUUCUACAAAGACAUCUCAUACUACUCUAUGAAAUAAACACGAGACUAAUAUGUGGGUUGAUAAAGAUUGAAAACGGCGGAAACUGUGUCAUAAUGGGUCUACCGCCUCGAACCACACAUUUUAAAAAUAGAAUAAAUAAACUUUGAACUGCCCGACAGCGAUUGAAAGAGAUGAAGUUGCAGAUGUUAGAAAUGAAGGCGAAAGAAUCAGCAAGGAAACCAGGGAUUAAGAAGAGAAGGGAAUUCAGGCACUCCUGCUGCUGCUACUAGUUCUGUGCGGAGUGGCAUGGUGACAGUAAGCGACGGCAAAGUCCGGCCUCAGCCAAUGAGGCUUCACCUCUCCAUGGAGCUCCUGCGGCUCCAGAAAGAGGAACUUUCUCCCAUCAACCACAAUUACAACAGGAAACCUUCUCCGGUUGACUCGAGGGAGCGCAUUGUGAGCGUGACGAGGCAGAAGGUGGGAGGCCUUGGGCUGAGUAUCAAAGGAGGCGCAGAGCACAAACUGCCAAUACUCAUCUCCAGGAUAUUCAAGGACCAAGCAGCGGACCGGACAGGUGAACUGUUUGUGGGAGACGCCAUCGUCAAAGUCAAUGGGGAGUACAUCACUUCCUGUAACCAUGACGACGCAGUCAACAUCCUGUGCAAUGCUGGGGAUCUUGUAAUGCUGACUGUAAAACAUUACAGGGCAGCCACACCUUUCCUCCAAAAAAACUUGCAGAGGGAUGAACCCCAUCUUGACAAUGAAGGAGCUUCUCAGCUGAGAUCUGAAGAAGGCUGGAGGUCUCCAAGCAAUAGCAGACCAAGUUCAGGUUCCUUCUCCCCGACAGGGAUGCAAAGGAGGUGGAUCGACAUUGUCACAGUUCCGCUGAUGAUGGCGUAUGUGACACGUUAUAUAUUUGGGACGGACAAGUUACGACCUAAUGCUUUUGAAGUGAGAGGCCUUAAUGGAGCAUCUACUGGAAUAAUCCACUGUGAUGAUGCAGCUAUUCUUUCCCAGUGGCUCAAAUAUAUCACAGACAAUAUUGUGGGACUCACAAACCUACAGAUGAAGCUGUAUAACCGGAACUUUCCAGCAACAGAACGAAUUGAAUACAUGGGUUGGGUGAAUGAGGGUAUCCUCAACAACAAUCAGCCGUGGCAGAACUACAAACCGAGGUUUCUGACGCUCAAGGGUACGGAUGUGUUGCUAUUUGACUCCCCGCCAUUAAACAUAAUGGACUGGCUGAAAUGUGGUUUAGUUUUUAAAGUAUACCAAACAAUGUUCCGAGUCAUCAAGGAUUCUGAAAAUGUUGAUGAGAGACAACAUUGCUUCUUGAUCCAAACAUCAGGCCAUGAGUCAAGGUACUUGUCAGUAGAAACAAGGCAAGAACUUCUGAGGAUAGAGAAUGCCUGGCAUUGUUCUGUGUGUGCAGCUGUCAUGAAAUUAGGGAGCAAAACCUUCAGUGUCACCACUUCAAAUGGCAAAACAGCUGGUCUCACGUUAGACUGGCACAUGGGAUUUGCUCUCUAUGACACUGAAUCAAAGACAUAUUCGUGGAAAUACAAAUUCUCUCAGCUGAAAGGUUCAUCUGAUGAUGGAAAGUGCAAAUUAAAGCUACACUUUCAAAAUGCUGAGACCAAGAUUAUUGAGACAAAAGAAUUAGAAACAUCUUCCCUACAAAGCCUUCUGUUCUGCAUGCACGCCUUCCUCACAGCUAAAGUAGCAUCAGUAGAUCCAGCGUUUCUUAGUUCAGUAACUCCAUAAUGCAAUACAGUGACAUGAACUUAAGUACACACCAAGAGAAGAAUAGAAGAGUGCUGCGCAAAGACGUUACCGUGUUCUGUAGCAAGGUCUGUUGCUGAAACUACAGCCGCACUAUGUUAUAUACCGUACAGUAUUUAAAAUAAUUUCUGUAUAUUAUAGUUGCUGAGCCAUUGAAGAAUAUCAAUUACAUUUGUAUAUGACUGGAGGUAGAUCACAGGGAUAUGUAGUAAUAGGCUGAUAUUUUGUUACUUUGUGGUGUACUUUUAAAUCAGCCCAUUUCAAGUGUUAUUCUGAGAGAAAAAGUUCAAAACCUUCUUCAUAUACAUUUUAUGGCCUCUAUAGUCAGUAUUCAUCUAUAUCUACCUACCCAAAUGUGCACUUAGACAGUAUUCAGAAGAAUGGAUUGGUAUACAUUUUCAUCUGUAUAAUAUAUCACUUAAUUUUUAAAUUUGUGGACAUACAUUGCAAAAAAUGUUCCUUUUUAUAUUGAUAUGAUUAAUUUUGCUGUUUGUAACUUUUAUCUCCAGUUACGUGUUACAAAAUGUGAUGUACAUAAAGCAUAAAUCAUGACCAUUUCUUUAUAGCUCUGUCAAUAUUCGUAACUCUGAUUUCUUUUAAAUUGUAUCUACAGAUAUAGUAGUUCUUAUAUUUUUUGUCUGUUUUACUAUUUUGAAGAUGAUUUUGCAGUAUAAAUUCUUUUAAAGCAUUCUCUGGCUAAUGUUAUGAGUUCUGAAUUUUGUAAUUAUGUAUGAAAUUUGCGCAUAAAAGUAAAGAUUUACAUUAUUUUUUUCCAUUUUCUCUCUAACACAGCCUGGGAAAUAAAUUUCAUGUGAACACUUUUAAAGCAUCUUAUGGCUAAAUUUAUAAUUUACUCAAAAUUUAUAAAUUUUUAAUGCAAGAUAUAAGCAGUCAUACUUUAUCAUAAUUAUCAUAAUUCAUUUGUCUGUUUAACUUACAAAUACAGUUUGAAUGACUCAUUUCAUGCGCAUGUGUUAUGAAAUCUUAGAAAUUUAACAGUUUGCUUGUAUUUUCUCAAGUGUGAAGUUGGUCAGCCAUCUCUUCACUGUUUGAACGCCUUCACGGUGUGAUGUUUAAUGAAGGGACAACUUCACUUAGGGCUUUCAUUUAAAUAAUGCUAAGAAUAUUGGAGGCUGCGACUGCCUUUAGUCCUGAGACGUUGGAAGCAUCUACAUAUAAUACAAUAAAUAUAUUGAUCCAGAAUUGUCCUUUCCCAUCACCCCUCAAUUCUGACUCCUGUUAUCUCUGCCUCAGUCAUAUGCAAAGUCAGUAGUGACUUAGCAUUAAGUAUUCUCCAGUCCCUAUUUUUACUAUGCUGUUAUGAACAGUUCUUGUUGAUACAAAUUUGAACUCAUUUAAUGAUUUGUUAAUUGUUACAUACUUGGUGUGACAACCGUGUUGUCCUGUGAUUGACAAACCCGAGGUCUGUAAUGUUUGUCUUGCCAGAUGCUGAAAAAGCAGUCCGUAAUAACAUUAUUUGAUUGAAGAAUGUGCUGGAAGCCAUGAAUAGUUACCCUAUAGUUAAAAUGUAUUAACUAAAGUUUCUGUAUUCUUAUAUUAAAUUAACUUGAUAUUUUUUUCUUGAUGGUUAAUAGUUACAUGUAAGAUUUGAGGUUUUCACAGG